Messenger RNA from Bombina bombina (fire-bellied toad), 1160 nucleotides. RefSeq names its product UDP-N-acetylglucosamine/UDP-glucose/GDP-mannose transporter-like. Gene Ontology annotation, cellular component: Golgi apparatus. Gene Ontology annotation, molecular function: antiporter activity; GDP-fucose transmembrane transporter activity. Bases 57 to 881 code for a protein of 274 amino acids. NCBI's taxonomy places the organism in Eukaryota, Metazoa, Chordata, Amphibia, Anura, Bombinatoridae. The record is from RefSeq and is a predicted model, not a curated record. The transcript has 11 exons.
CUGCUUAGUUAGCAACAGGUGAAUGACAGUUGUGCGUAUGCACCUGCACAGGGAACAUGUCUUCUGGCACACAGCCCUCCCGGAAAGCACGGAUCCUCUCAGCAGUGCUCUAUGGAGUCUGCUCGUUCCUCGUCGUGCUGGUUAACAAGUCUGUACUCACCACAUACAGAUUUCCAUCUUCAACAUUUCUUGGGAUUGGACAGAUGGUGAUUACUAUAAUAAUAUUAUUUGUUGGAAAGCUGUACAACAUAAUCACUUUCCCAGAUUUUAACAAACAGAUCCCCAAAAAGAUAUUUCCAUUGCCCCUGCUCUAUAUUGGUAAUCAUUUAACUGGACUAUCAAGUACCCAGCUGCUAAGUUUGCCGAUGUUUACAGUCCUCCGUAAAUUUUCAAUUCCAUUAACUCUCAUUUUUGAAAUGAUUAUUCUCAGGACACGAUAUUCAUGGUCGAUUGUGGCUAGUGUGAUUGCAAUCAUACUUGGAGCACUGAUAGCAGCCAGUUUUGAUCUUUCUUUUAAUUUGGAAGCAUACAUCAUUGUGCUGCUGAAUGAUUUAUUUACAGCCUUAUAUGGGGUUUAUACGAAGGAGAAAAUUACAAAGGAACUAGGUAAAUACGGAGUCCUUUAUUACAAUGCAACUUUUAUGAUUAUUCCCACAUUAAUUUAUGCUUUAUGGACUGGUGACAUUGUGAAGGUUAUCCAUUUUAAAGAGUGGACAAAUAUUGCAUUUGCUUUUCAAUUCCUACUUUCCUGCAUGAUGGGGUUCUUACUUGUGUUUUCAAUUGUACAGUGCAGUUACUAUAACUCAGCUCUUGCAACAACAGUAAUUGGCGCCAUCAAGGACCAGCUCCAAUCAUCAGAAAGAAUUGGCGAGCACCCCUAACAGUAAAAUUACUGAUUCGCAUCAAUCCACUACCCCCUCCCCCCCAUACUAAGCCUGUAUACAACAAAUGCUUAUUGUGCAAUAAGUGGUAAGGAAGUUCUUUUCCCACCUUGACUGUCGCCCCUUACUGGUUUACUGUCUUUGUGCAUGAUAUAGUCAUGUAGCUGGUAGCCUGCGGCUUACCCCGCAGAGACAGAGGACAAGAGAGGUCCAAGUAUGACGGUAAUCUGAAGUACCUUCCCUGUGCAUGAGGCAAUCAUGCUGAUACAAGCUUGUGAC